CUACCUUUCUCAAUUUCAACCAAAACCUAUAGAUGAACUAACCUUUCAAAAAGGUAAAUUUCAGGGACUCUAUGAAAUAAAUACUUUAUAAAAUUACUCAAACGUUGCAUUUAUUGGAACCGUGGUCAAAAAGAUAAAAAAAUUGAAGGGAAUUUUACUUUUCAUAAAUCAUCACAAUGGCAGGUUUUGGCAACAUUGAUGAGAUGUCAAAAGAUGAAUUGGCUGGAAAAUCAUAUGAAGCUUUAUUAUACUUGAUGAAUAGUAAAAAGAAAAGAAAACCCGAGAAGGUUUCUGAAGGCGACGACUUGCCAAAGCAUAAAGAAAAAAAGAACAAAGUCAUUGAAAAGUUGGAUGAGCCAGACACAAACGAAGAAGAAAAUGAAACCAAUGAAGAAAAGGAAAUAAUUGAUGCUCUUGUUCGUGAGGGUGUGGAUAAUCCGAACUCUUUACUUGAUGACCAAAAGGAAAAUGAAUCAUCUCAAGACCCUUUUUAUCGUCAUUUUGAUUCUCAAGAUAUGAAAGUCAUUAAUGACUCAAUUUCUUGCAUAAAGGCCAUGAAGUUGUCUCAGUCGUCUGAGGAAACAAAACUCGGGAUUUCUCAAAUUUUUACACCAGAUAUAGAAGAGAAAGUUUCAAAUUAUUGCAUACCCAAGAGCGAUAACGUUUCUGAUUUGGGUCUAAAACAGCGAAUCUUGGAAGCUUAUAAGUCGCAUAAACCAUCCGGACAUUUAACUACUAUGCAAACGGAAAUUGCCAAACACAUGUUUAAUUACCAAGAUGUGUUUUUCACCAACAUGAACAUUAAGAGUCAUAAACUUAUUGUUUCUUUGUAUGCUUUGCAUGCUCUCAAUCAUGUUUUCAAGACAAGAGACCGCAUCUUAAAGAACAGUGCCAGACUAUCUCAAAACCCUGAGUUAGAGUUUCGAGAUCAAGGAUACACUCGACCAAAGGUAUUGGUUCUUUUACCUACAAGAAAUAGCUGUUUAGAGUUUAUAAAUACUCUUAUAUCUUACUCAGGAGCUGAUCAAGUGGCUAAUCGUAAGCGCUUUGAGGAUGAUUUCACAAUUGAGAAGGAAGUUAUCUCUGAAAAGAAACCCGAAGAUUUCCGUUAUUUGUUCGCAGGUAAUACUGACGAUAUGUUUCGUAUUGGCGUCAAGUUUACAAGGAAAACUAUCAAACUGUUUUCUCAAUUUUACAACUCUGAUAUUAUUGUUGCUAGUCCAUUAGGUUUACGAUUGGCAAUUGGAAAUAAAGGUGAUAAGAAACGAGAUUUGGAUUUUUUGAGCUCUAUUGAGGUUUCGAUUAUUGAUCAAGCCGAUUCUUUAGACAUGCAAAAUUGGGAGCAUAUAGAAUGUAUUUUUGAUGAAAUCAAUAACUUGCCCAGAGAAGCUCAUGAUUGUGAUUUCAGCCGUGUACGACCAUGGUAUCUGGAUCAACAGGCCAAAUAUAUGCGACAAACUCUUUUGUUUUCUCAAUACAAUGCUUUGGAUAUCAACUCGUUUUUUUCUCAUUACAUGUUGAACGUUGCAGGAAAAGUCAAGUUUCGUACUUUACACCGUGGAGUUUUGAAUCAAUUAGGUUACAAAAUUAAGCAGACCUAUGUUCGUGUAUCUAGUGACUCUAUUAUAAAGCUGCCUGAUGCUCGUUUCUCCUACUUUGUCAACUCAGUCUUGCCUCAGCUCGUCAAAAGUCCCCAGGGUGGCAUUUUAGUAUAUGUUCCUUCCUACUUUGAUUUUGUGAGAAUACGAAAUCAUAUGGAUGAGGAAGCGGUAAGUUACAGUGCCAUUUCUGAAUACUCUAGUACAUCCGAUCUUACUAGAGCUCGUACUUUAUUUUAUCAGGCAAAGAGUAAGAUCAUGUUAUACACUGAGCGUGCUCAUCAUUUCCGUCGUUUUGAUAUCCGUGGAGUAAAGGCUGUUGUUAUGUAUGCUCCUCCUACAAAUCCUCAGUAUUAUGUGGAGUUAGCUAGAAUGCCAAUGCGUUCAAUUACCGAAGGAAAGUUAGAUCAGGAUGCUGCAAAAUGUAGGAUACUUUUUUCAAAAUAUGAUUCCAUUAGCCUUGAAGGAAUUGUUGGUUUCCAACGGGUUCCUAACAUGUGUCAUGGAAGACAUGAAGUUUUCGAGUUUGUUUAACGAUCGAAGGGAAAAAGCAUGCUAAAGAAAAGAUCUAAAGCUUAGACUGCUGGAUCUGAAUUGAAAUGUCACAUUCGCCAGCCCAGAAGAUAUGUUUGGUCUAGUAUAAAGACAAUUUUCAAAUGUUAGCGAACCGGCUUGAUUCGUCGAGUUUCUAUAAAUUAUAUAGAUUGUAUAUUACCUAGGUAAAGGAAUGGUUCUAGCAAUAUCAAUUAAUAAGUGGUG
Molecule: messenger RNA, 2357 nt
Organism: Schizosaccharomyces cryophilus OY26
Lineage: Eukaryota; Fungi; Ascomycota; Schizosaccharomycetes; Schizosaccharomycetales; Schizosaccharomycetaceae
Product: U3 associated protein Utp25
Exons: 1
Coding region: 177-2132 (651 amino acids)
Biological process (GO): maturation of SSU-rRNA from tricistronic rRNA transcript (SSU-rRNA, 5.8S rRNA, LSU-rRNA)
Cellular component (GO): nucleolus; small-subunit processome
Molecular function (GO): rRNA binding; U3 snoRNA binding
Source: RefSeq, a predicted model, not a curated record